GCUGGAGUAAAAGGGGCUCGGGGCGGCCGAGUGGGGCUGGGCCGCACCAUCCCGCGGGCAGGGGGGGCCGGGCCGCACCAUCCCCUGUGCCGGGGGGGCAGGUCCCUGAGUCUCUGCCUGGCCUGGUGAGAGGAAGAUGAAACCCGCGGCGAGGAAGGCUGCCAGCUCCUCACCCGCGUCCAGCACAGGCAGUGGCAGCCACUCUCCCCCCUCCACCCGAGCUAAGGCCCAGCGGCGCCGCCCGGCUGAGGGGGGCCCGAGGCUGGAGGAGGAAGAGGAGGGCGGGGGCAGCGAGGACGCUCCUGACCAGCCACCUGUCUUCCCCGGAGCCCGCUGCACCAUGGAGCCCACCCUGGGCCCACCUGUAGAGGCCCCCGAGGCAGAGGGGGCGCCAGGGCCCGACGGGGAGCCCUCCCCCAACCGCAAGACAGCUGCCUUCAAGGCCCGCACGCCACGGCGCAAAGCGGUGGGGCCUGGUGAGGACUGGAGUGGCAGUGAGGGCUCAGCUGCCCCCCCGGAGGAUGAGCCUGGGGGCCGGUGCCCCUCAUCCAGCACGGACACAGCCAGCGAGCACUCGGCUGAUGAGGAGGCGAAAGCAGGGCCGGUGGCACAGCCCUGGGGCCCAACGCCUCAACCCGCACCCUAUGACCUGCACCAGCUGCGCUCCCAGCGGGUGUUGGCCCGGCGCGAUGGGCUCUUCCAGCCCGCCGUGGUCAAGCAGAUCCGACGCGGGCAGGACCUGGGUGUACAGUUUGGCGGUGACCGGGCUGUGACCUACUAUGAGGGGGCACUGAGUGCCGGGGCCCCAGAUGUGGUCCUGGACGCCACGCCCCCACCAGGCGCUGUGGUCGUGGGCACGCCCGUGUGCGCUUGUGUGGACCCAGGUGAGACGGCCUACCGCGAGGGCACUGUGGUGGAGGUGAGCAUCAAGCCAGCCUCCUACAAGGUGCGGUUCGGGUUGUCACCUGGCCCCAGCCCCAGCCCGCGCCGCGACUCAGCCUGGGUCCCGCGCUCUGGCCUGCGCCUGCUGCGCCCACCCUGGGCCCGUGCUGAGCCUGAGAAGCCGGCAGGUGAGGUGGAAGAUGAGGCACCCGGUCCUGAGGCCAAGCAGCCUGAGGACGCCGAGGUCUCCAAGAUCAGCGCGGGUGCAGGCGAGCCGCCGGCCCCCAUCCUGCGCCCGCUCUCGCCCCCCAAGUCACCGGGGCUGCCCCGCCUGCCUGAGGCACCGUCGCCACCCAGCGGUGCUGAGGCAGGCGGCAGCCGCAGCAGCAGCGGGCUAUCCGGGGAGAAGGGUGCCGCACCAGGGCCACCGGGGCCGGGCCCAGGGCGCCGCACGCCAUUGACUGCGGCGCAGCAGAAAUACAAGAAGGGUGAUGUGGUAUGCACACCCAACGGCAUCCGUAAGAAGUUCAAUGGGAAGCAGUGGCGGCGCCUGUGCUCGCGCGAGGGCUGCAUGAAGGAGUCGCAGCGACGUGGAUACUGCUCGCGCCACCUCUCCAUGCGCACCAAGGAGCUGGAGGGGCUGGAAGGCAGUGGGCGAGGCAGUGGCCUGCGCGAGGGCAGCGCUGAGUUCGACUGGGAUGACACGUCGCGGGACAGUGAGGCCAGCAGCGCACGGGGCGACUCACGGCCCCGCCUGGCACCCACUGACCUGUCGCGCUUCGAGCUGGACGAGUGCGAGGCAGCUGUUAUGCUGGUGUCGCUGGGCAGUUCACGCUCAGGCACCCCUUCCUUCUCGCCCGGCUCCAACCAGUCGCCCUUCUCGCCCGCGCCCUCACCCUCGCCCUCACCACUCUUUGGCCUGCGCCCUGCCAGCUUCAGCCCUAUCACAGCCUCACCUGUCAUCCAGCGUGCGGCCGCCCGCAGCCGCCACGUCAGCGCCAGCACGCCCAAGGGCACCGUGCUAAGCCCUGAGCUGCUGCCGCCCGGCGCCCGCGAACGCCACCCCUCAGGCCUACUGCCCUCCUUCCAGACCAGCCUCACCUUCACCGUGCCCGUCAGCCCCGGCAAACGCCGGCCUGAGCCCCCGGCACCCGGGGCUGAGCCUCACAAGCCAGAGGGUGCGGGGGGCCCUGAGGAGUCCAGCACUGGCGGAUUCCGUGUUGUGUCGCCAGCUGCGCCAGGCGCCUUUGGGCGCUCCCGCCAGGCCUCACCACUGCUGCUGCAGACGGAGCCACAUCCUGCUGUGCGGCGUGUGCCAGCUGUGCAGCGCGACUCGCCCGUCAUUGUGCGCAACCCUGAUGUGCCACUACCAUCCCCCUUUGCCGAGAAGCUGCCUGAGCGCCCCGGCAGCCCCCGCCGUGGCCCACCUGGCCCUCACGAUGCGCCCAAGGCCCCACUGCAGGCACCUGUGCCCAUCAACGCCGGGCGGGGGCUGCCAGCCUGCCCGCCCAGCGGGGCCCCCCCUGCGCCUGAGCCACCCGUGCCUGUCUUCGGCGUCUCCUCACCCUUCCAGCCCGUUGCCUUCCACCCCUCGCCUGCUGCACUGCUGCCUGUCAUCGUGCCAGGCGACUACGUUGGCCCCCCAGCUCCACGCAAGGACAUCAUCAUGGGCCGCCCUGGCACUGUGUGGACCAACGUGGAGCCGCGCUCUGUGGCUGUGUUCCCGUGGCACUCACUUGUGCCCUUCCUGGCGCCGAGCCAGCCUGACUGCUCUGUGCAGCCCACCGAGGGACAGCAGCCUGUUGGCCACCCUGCCACCACUGCCCACAACAAAGAACCCCCGGAGUCGGCGGCCGUGGCCCCUGACCUCUCGGGGGCGCUGGGGGCGGAGCCAGGGCGGCUUGGGGCAUCGUGCUCGGACGGCCCUGCCCCCGCUGCCCCCCAGGCCCAUGCGGGUGCUGCCCCCACACACGAGGAUGAGGCCCCGGGGCCCCUGCGCCUGGACAGCGAGACAGAGAGCGACCAUGACGACGCGUUCCUGUCUACUGUGUCCCCUGAGAUGCAGCUGCCACUGGCGCCGGGGAAGCGUCGGACGCAGUCACUGAGUGCCCUGCCCAAGGACCGUGACUCGGACAAGGAUGGGCGCAGCCCCAACAAGCGGGAGAAAGACCACAUCCGGCGGCCCAUGAAUGCCUUCAUGAUCUUCAGCAAGCGGCACCGGGCGCUGGUGCACCAACGGCACCCCAACCAGGACAACCGCACUGUCAGCAAGAUCCUGGGCGAGUGGUGGUACGCGCUGGGCCCCAAGGAGAAGCAGAAAUACCAUGACCUCGCCUUCCAGGUCAAAGAGGCACACUUCAAGGCACACCCCGACUGGAAGUGGUGCAACAAGGAUCGCAAGAAGUCGAGCUCGGAGGCCAAGGCGCCGGGGCCAGGGCCAGGGCCUGGGGGGGGGCCCAAGGAGCCGCGGGAGCGCAGCAUGUCGGAGACGGCAGCUGCUGCAGCCUCGGCAGAGCUGCCGGAUACCAAAACGGGGGCAGGAGUUGGGGCUGCGCUGCCCCUGGCGCCGGCAGGGGGUGCCAGCGCGCAGCACCCACGACCCCGUGCCUUCUCACACAGUGGGGUGCACGGCCUAGACACGGGGCCCCGUGAUGCCCAGGCGCUGCAGGACCUCACCCAGGUACCAGGGCGGGCCCCAGGGGCGGGUCAUGGCGUGGCCACCCCUGCUCAUGCUGCCCCAUCCCCGCUGCAGAUGUGCACGGGGCAGGCACCCUAUGGCACAGCGGCCAGCAAGGGACCCUUCGGGGGGUUUGCAGCACCCCCGGGUGAGGCGGCGCGGCCCCCGCUGCUGCCCCCGCCAGCCCGUGGCCCCCGAGCCCCCCGCCCAGCCAGCGAAGAGAUGACCAGCGAUGAGGAGCGCAUGGUGAUCUGCGAAGAGGAGGGUGAUGAUGAUGUCAUCGCAGAUGACGGGUUCAGCCUGGCCGACAUCGACCUCAAAUGCAAGGAGCGGGUGACGGACAGUGAGAGUGAUGCAUCCUCGGGCGAUGAGCCUGACACCAAGGGCUUCGCCCGGAAGCUCUUCUCGCCUGUCAUCCGGUCGCCGUCGCUGCCGGGCGCCUUCGCCCCCUGCCGGCCCCCUCCCUCCCUGGAGCCUGAGACCCCCGACCCCCAGACUCCCGCCAAAGCCUUUGGUGCCCCCCCUGCCACUGCCCUGCCACCCACUUCCUCACCUGCCACAGCACCCUUUCCUAGCCCGUUCAAGGCGCAGGAGGGGCGGGCAGGUGCCCGGCCCCUCGCACUGCCCCCAGCCAAGCGUCCUGAGGCCCGCUUUGAGCCAGCACCUGCCCCCCCGUACCGUCGACGCAGCGCAGGGGGCCCUGAGGCGGCCCCCCCCUCGGUGCUGGCGCCGGGCGCCGGGGGGGUGCUGCAGGCGCUGGUGCUGCCCGAGGGGGGGGCACGCUAUGGGGGGAGUGCCCGGGCAGCCUCCACUGUGGUGACCAAUGUUGUGCGGCCCGUGAGCAGCACCCCAGUGCCCAUCGCCAGCAAGCCGCCCUGCAGCCCUGAGCCCCCCAAUCCCCCGCUGGCCCUGCUGGGCCCGGGACCCCCCAAAGCGGAGGCGGCGGUGCUGGGCCGUGCUGGGCUGCUCGGCACUGACAAGAAGCCCCAAGGGUCCAUGGGCAAGGCCUCUCCAGCUGCUGGCACUGUGGUCACCAGCCUGCUGGUGGGUGCAACCGGCUACGGGCAGCCUGGGGGGGCAGCGGCAGGCCCAGCUGGGGGGGCCUCAGUGGCCGUGCUGCCCAGCGCGGCCCUGGCACAGCCACCUGCUGUGCAGUUCAUCACACAGGGCCCAGCAGGCACGGCAGGGCCCAAUGGGGCUGUGCCGCUGGGCAUCCUGCAGCCACCGAGCAAGGCGGGCAGCAUCACUCAAGUACAGUACAUCCUGCCCACACUGCCACAGCCCCUGCAGGUGGCUGGGCCAGGCAAGGGGCCGGGGGCCGGGCCAGGCGCCCCCAGCAUCCACUUCGCCCUGCCGCCUGCCAACGGCAAGGUCCUGGCCGCACCUGCUGGUGCCCCCCCAGGGCUGCCCCUGCUGCAGCCCGCGCCUGGUGUGCCCAGCAGCACCGUUACUGUUGUCUCCACUGCCCCCAAAGCCCAGGCGGCGUCGCCAGUGCAAGCACCGGGCACAGGUGCCGCAGCCCACCUGGUGCAGGGCAAGGUGCUGGUGCCCAUGGCGGCCCCCCAGGUGACAGUGCGGCCCAGCAGCACUGCCGGCCCCCUGCCCCAGGUGGCCCCACCCUUCCCCGUUCCUGUGCAGAACGGUGCCCAGACCACCAGCAAGAUCAUCCAGCUGACGCCGGUGCCUGUGGUGCAGCCCCCGGCUGCAGUGCCCAGCAGUGCCACACUGGUGCCCCCGCUCAGCCCUGCGGCAGUGGUGGGGGCGCCCAGCCAGCCUCAGAAGGUCUUGCUGCCCUCCUCUACCAGGAUCACCUACGUGCAGUCAGCACCCACACACCCCCUGCCCCUGGCUAGCUCGGCCUCACCAGCCCAGCCUAGCCCUGUGCCUGCCCCCGCCUACGUGCAGGCACCUGUGGGGGCCACCCCCAUGGCGCUGGGCUUUACCGCCAUCGGGCCUAACGGCCAGGCCAUCGUCCAGCCCCUAUUGUCCGGCCAGAGCUCCCUGCUGGCACCGGGGCAGGUGGGGACACCGGCACUGCCCGGCCCGGCACUGUCCCCAGCCUCCAGUGGGCAGGUGAUCACGGCCAUCUACCCUGGCCCCGCACCACCGCCUGCACCUGGGCUGGUCUACAGUGUGGCCAGCUCCACGCCUGCUGCCCCCACCGCCAUCCUGCCCAAGGGGGUGGGCAGCAUGGCCGCUGGGCAGGGCCCCAUCGCCCCCGGGCACACUGGGCCCCUGGGCUUCCCACCUGCACCGGCCCGGCCCCCGCGGCCCCUGUCGAAGCCCCCCCAGAAGGUGAAGGCCGCCAUCGCCAGCAUCCCUGUGGGCUCCUACGAGUCGGCCCCCUCGCCUGGCACCGCCCGCACCCACCCAGGGACGCCGCAGCCGCCCGAGCCUGGGGGCGCACCCCGACACCACCAUGACCCCUCACCGCCCACUCCCUCACCGCCCCCCCGGGGCACUGAGGCCGGCCCCGGCCCUGAGCCAGAGCGUGAGGCCUGGGAUGGGGGUGCCCCCCCUCCCUCCUCCUCACCCAUGCCCCCCCAGCACCCAUCGCCCGAGACGCUGGACGCCGAGGGCUGGAGCCAGCGGGACCCUGCACCAGGGCCCUGCGAGGACAGGCUGGCGCCGGCAGCCCCCUCACCUGCCAAAGGCCCUGAGACGGCUGCCAAGUUCCCUGCAUCCCCCGACUGGCGCAUCCCAGCGCCCGAGAGCCGCCCCGAUGCCCCGGCUCCCCCUGCCGGCCCCUCGGCUUCAGCCUCCUCGGCCACCGCCAGCCCUGGGUCUGGCGAGGGGCCCCGGGGAACUGCACCGGCCCCCACGCCACCCACUGCCGAGGGCCUGGAGCGCAAGGAGGGCAGCGCCAAGAAGGCCAAGGUGCGACCGCCCCCCCUGAAGAAAACCUUUGACUCUGUGGACAACAGGGUCCUGUCGGAGGUGGACUUUGAGGAGCGGUUCGCAGAGCUGCCCGAGUUCAAGCCUGAGGAGGUGCUGCCCUCGCCCACGUUGCAGUCGCUCGCCACCUCACCCCGUGCCAUCCUGGGGAGCUACCGCAAGAAACGCAAGAACUCCACCGACCUAGACUCAUCCACCGAGGACCCCAUCUCGCCCAAGCGGAAGAUGCGGCGCCGCUCAAGCUGCAGUUCGGAGCCCAACACGCCCAAGAGCGCCAAGUGCGAGGGGGACAUCUUCACUUUCGAGAAGACAGGCUCGGAGGCGGACGAUGUGCUGGGUGAGCUGGAGUAUGAGAAGGUGCCGUACUCGUCGCUGCGCCGCACCCUGGACCAGCGCCGCGCACUCGUCAUGCAGCUCUUCCAGGACCACGGCUUCUUCCCCUCAGCCCAGGCCACAGCCGCCUUCCAAGCCCGCUAUGCUGACAUCUUCCCCACCAAGGUGUGCCUGCAGCUGAAGAUCCGUGAGGUGCGCCAGAAGAUCAUGCAGGCGGCCACGCCGGCUGAGCAGGCCCCCUCCACGCUCGAGCCAGGUGGCCCUGUGGCCCCAGCAGGCAGCAGCACUGGUGGCCCCGAGGGGCAGCCCCCAGAGCCAGCCGCGGGCCAGGACUCGGGCCCUGGGGCGGAUGGGCCGAGCGGGGCUGCCUGGGACAGCACGCAGCCCUCACCACCAGGAGGUGCCAGCAGCAGCAGCAGCAGAUGAAGAACCCCAUGUGGGCCGGCUGGUCAUAAACCACUGUGGGAGCUUCGCCCCUACGCCACCCCCCCCGCCCUGCCACUGGGGGCCAAGACUUGCCCCUGCACCUGCCCUCCACGGACGCAGGUGGCACUGCUGCACCCACCAUUCCAGGAUGCAGGCCCCGCCCCUGCUGCCAUGGAGACCGUGGGGAGGGCGGGGCCAGGCAUGGGGGCCACGGACACCUGUAAAGUGACCGACUCUUUUCAUAACGUUAAAUAUUUUGAGACCUGACGUACUCGUUGCCUCUGUGUCGCCCAUCCCUGCCACGGGAGGAGGCAGGGCUCGGCUGCCUUGGCCAGUCGGCACCCGUGCUCCAGCUACAGGAUGGGCUCGGCUUUCGUGGCCACUCUGACUGCCGUGGCUGCACCCCGUGGGUGGAGGGCUCCAGCGUGGCCCCCCAUGGGGUGCUGCAGGCAGCCCCUUUUGGGGGGUGCCCCCUCCCCGCCGCCGGCACAUGUGGAUCAUGGGGGUCUCCACCCCUGCCUCGCUAUUAAAGCUCUUGAACAAGC
Alligator mississippiensis (American alligator) is the source of this 7758-nucleotide messenger RNA. RefSeq names its product capicua transcriptional repressor (gene CIC). The transcript is spliced from 20 exons. Gene Ontology annotation, molecular function: DNA-binding transcription factor activity, RNA polymerase II-specific; RNA polymerase II transcription regulatory region sequence-specific DNA binding. Bases 137 to 7213 code for a protein of 2358 amino acids. The record is from RefSeq and is a predicted model, not a curated record. Gene Ontology annotation, cellular component: nucleus. Gene Ontology annotation, biological process: regulation of transcription by RNA polymerase II. Lineage: Eukaryota; Metazoa; Chordata; Crocodylia; Alligatoridae.